AUGCCACCCGCACCUCGCAACAUCAUGCCUCUCGAACCCACCUCUUAUCCCUUCCUUGGUAACGCGAACGACGUCCCCCCUUCACCCACCUCGACCACAAAAUCCCAGGCUCCCAUUCUUCCCAAGCCCGACAUAGACAACAACGACAUCAGCAACAGCAGUAGCAAUAUGAGCGCUAACAACGCAAACGACUACGAGUUCUUCCACUCCAAGAAGUUUGCAUUGUGCUUCGGGGCGAUGUGUCUCAAUGUCAUCCUUUUCGCUUUGGACCAAUUCAUCAUCACUGCCGCCGUGCCAAAGAUCAUCAAUCAAUUUCAGUCUCUGGACAAAUUGGAAUGGCUCAACACGGCUUUCUUCGUCCCAUGUGCCGGCGCCAUCCUCAUCUACACCCAACUCAUGACUAUCGUCAGCCCCCGCUGGAUCUAUCUUGCAGCCAUUGCUACUUUUGAAGCUGGAAGUGCCAUCUGCGGAGCAGCGAGUAGCAUGAACCUAUUGAUCGUUGGUCGAGCCAUAGCUGGCUUAGGAGGAGCUGGAAUGUGGAACGCAACGUAUCUCAUUGGAGGCGAGCUCAUCCCGUUCUCCAAACGCCCUGGCUACUUUGGUCUCUUCGGUGUCAGCUAUAUCCUUGCCUCUGUGAUGGGACCGCUUGUUGGAGGCGCUUUCACUGACAUGAGCGAAGAAGGGUGGAGGUGGUGCUUCUACAUCAAUCUCCCCGUUGGUGGCGUUGUCCUCUUUCUUCUUCUGAUCUUUCUCCCCGAUACCGCCCAGCUCAUUCCAUUCGAUGGCCAAUUUGACCGCCGACCUACAUGGCUCAAGCUCCUCCGUAUUGACUGGCUCGGCGGGGCGCUGUCUGUUGGAUUCGUGACCUGCUUGGGAAUGGGUCUUCAGUGGGGAGGGGUCACGGAGGACUGGGAUGAUAAAAGUGUCAUCAUCAGUCUCUCAUUCUCCCUCGGUCUCUUCAUCCUUUUGAUUUUGUGGAGUCUUUGGUUUGGUUCGAGGGCCAUGAUUCCCAUGCCGUUGUUCAGGAGUCUGCAUUUCACUGCCGGAGCUUGGGUCGCUUUCUUUGGAUAUGGAAAUGUGGUUGUUUACCUGUACUACCUUCCGCUCUAUUUUGAAGCCAUCAAAGAGAAAUCAGCUACCGCCGCCGGUGUGCUGCUUCUCGCUUUGCAACUUACAAUGGGUGUCUGUCUGGUCUUUUCUGGCAAAUUGGGCGAAGUCACGGGUCAAGCCAAAUAUGUCAUCGUCGCCGGCUCCUGUCUCCUGGCCACCGGCGCUGGUCUGUUCACCACCCUCAAGGCAGACUCGUCCAUCGGCCGCGCUGUCGGCUUCGAAGUCGUCUCGGGCGUGGGGCUGGGUCUGGUCUUGAACAUCAUGGUCGUCCUUGUACAGGCAAACUAUCUCGAUCGACCUCAACUUGUACCGCAUGCUACCAACCUUUUCAACUUCUGGGGUUUCGUAGGCCGCAUCGUGUCCAUGUCGACUGCUACGAGUAUUUUCAAUAACAAGCUUCGCAUCGGUCUAUCCUCCAUCGGACUCUCCGAAGCUGUCGAGGUACAGAUCGCGGCCGCGCCCAGUGCCAUCUGGACGCUGGAUGCCUCUCAACGAGCUGAGGUGUUGGUUCAAUACACAGCUGCUCUGGUCAAGCCAUUCUGGUUUGUCUUGGGACUAGGUGCCAUGUGCUUUAUCUCGAGUCUCUUCAUGAAAGACAUCGAUCUGAAAGCGGUCGCUCAGCAAGGGCAGCAGGCGGAGAUCAAUGGCGGGGAUAGGGAUGGACACGAAAACUAUGCGAUGCAGGGGAGCGAUGUGUCGUCCAUGAGAAAAGAUACGAGCACGCAGGACGAGAGGAAAGGAGAUUUGUAUCGGGUGUCCACAAAUGAGAUUGGACGCGUAUAA
Messenger RNA from Cryptococcus wingfieldii CBS 7118, 1893 nucleotides. RefSeq lists its product as hypothetical. The record is from RefSeq and is a predicted model, not a curated record. NCBI's taxonomy places the organism in Eukaryota, Fungi, Basidiomycota, Tremellomycetes, Tremellales, Cryptococcaceae. Gene Ontology annotation, biological process: transmembrane transport. Bases 1 to 1893 code for a protein of 630 amino acids. Gene Ontology annotation, molecular function: transmembrane transporter activity. The transcript is spliced from 21 exons.